Molecule: messenger RNA, 4160 nt
Organism: Oncorhynchus mykiss (rainbow trout)
Lineage: Eukaryota; Metazoa; Chordata; Actinopteri; Salmoniformes; Salmonidae
Source: RefSeq, a predicted model, not a curated record
UGCGCUUGUUAAAUCACCUGUUUAGCGAAGUAGGCUAUGAUUCAAUGAUAAAUUAACAGGCACCGCAUCGAUUAUAUGCAACGCAGGACAAGCUAGAUAAACUAUUAAUAUCAUCAACCAUGUGUCGUUAACUAGGGAUUAUGUUAAGAUUUAUAGUUUUUUUAUAAGAUACUUUUCAUGCUAGCUAGCACCUUACCUUGGCUCCUUGCUGCACUCGCAUAACAGGUAGUCAGCCUGCCACAAAGUCUCCUCGUGGAGUGCAAUGUAAUCGGCCAUGAUCGGUGUGCAAAAAUGCCGAUUACCAAUUGUUAUGAAAACUUGAAAUCGGCCCUAAUGAAUCGGCCAUUCCAAUUAAUCGGUCGACCUCUAGUUUGGAUAGUUACCACAUUGAACACUACCCUCUGUGUGUAGUGGUUGUGUUUUCAGUUCAGCUGGCUUGAUGCUUGGUCCAGAGUGGACUGAUAAUCCAUAACUUAUAACAGGUGAAGAUUUUAAAAAUCAUUGUUGCAGUACAGUAAUUUAUUUGAAUUGUAUUUAUUAUUUAUUUAACCAGGUGAGUUGACUGAGAAUACAUUGUGAUUUACAGCAACGUCCUGGGGUAAAUUACAAUACAUAGAACUAGUUAAAAGCCAUAGUUAACACGCAGAAAUAUAAGCAAGCAAAGAAAGAAAUUCAAUAAAGAUGGAUCUCAUAAGAAUUCCAAUUUCCUUUUGCCUCUCAACAAUAUUGAUGUACUAUAAGACUGAUAGGCUACAAGAAAAUUAUAGAGAUGUGUUGGAAUUAAUAUAUAUUUAGUGUCUGUCCUCAUACAAUAAAGUAGGCUAAUGUAAUUGAAUAAUAAUAAUUGAUUGGAUUUAUAUAGUGCUUUUCUACCAACUGAGGUACUCAAAGUGCUUUACAUAGUAAGGGAGAAACUCACCUCAUCCACCUCCAAGGUGAUGCACAGUGACCCUUUUUGUGCCAGAACGCUUACCAAACAGCAGCUAGAAAGGUGAGGAGUGAUAUAUGCCAUUUGGGGAGAUGAUUAGGUGGCCACGAGGGUAUGAGGGCCAGAUUAGGAUUUUAGCCAGGACACCGGGGUGAACACGCCUACUCUUACGAUAAGUGCCAUGGGAUUUUUAAUGACCACAGAGAGUCUGAACACCCGUUUAACAUCCCAUCCCGAAAGACAGCACCAUUCGUAGGGCAAUGUCCCCUCUACUGCCCUGGGGAUCUCCUUAGACCAGAGGGGGUGCUCUCUACUGGCUUUACAUCACCACUGCCAGCAGCACCUGGUCUCCCAUCCAGGAACCAUCCCUGCUUAGCUUCAGAGGCAAACCAGGAAUGGGAUGCUGCUGGUAUCAAGCGGAAGGCAUGAAUCAAAAGGUUGUUUACUGAAACUCCCCAAGUCUUUCCAAUCAAUGUAAUACAUGUUAAACAAUAGCCUGCCUUUCUGUGGUCAACUAGAUGAUAAUUGUAAACACUGUUGUGAUUUGAGACAAGCUUGGGGACUCGUCUUUAAAAAUCAAUCAACGUCAGACUUGAGUUUUCACUGAAUCUUCGUUUGGAUAUUGGUUAGGCUGCAAUUAGUCUAGGGAAAUGUUAUCUAUAGUUAAGGUGAGUGCUGCUCUGAUCAUCUUGUCUAGUUAGCUCAUUUAUUAGAAUAUUUUGCCAGCAUUUUGCCAGUAGUUUAACAGGUUGGUUAUUUUGCUCUUAACGCAAGUCGUUUAGUAUGCAAUAGUGUAGCUUAAAUCAAGUGUAUAGGCAACUCUUAAAGCCCGCGGAGGUGGGGGGGUACCGUAAAUCCUAUGUGAAAUCCGUAUUACAUACCUGAACAAUUGCUGUUCUUGAGUGGUAAAAAUACCGUAAAUCCUAUGUGAAUGCAGUUCUACGCAUCUAAACCAUUGUUGUUAUUGUGGAGCACUCCUCUACAGUAGGUGGCGGUGUUGUACUUUCAAUUGAAUUGCACGGUCCAGUUUAUGAUUACAUUACUGUGAAGAUGACGAAAAAAACAAUCUCAACAGCUACUUACAAACAAAGCAAGCUAGCGAUGUUUAGUUUAUGAUAUGCUUGUAUCAAUUUUACUAGCUAGAUAAAUAAUUGUGAAUUAUCAUAAUAUAGAAAAACAAAAACACUGUUUCAUUGAAAAGGGGCCAAAAGCGUCGGGGCACAAUGUCGGGUUCCGUUGCCGAUUUCCAGGCGCAGAUAGCCUCGAUCAUGGAGGUGCUAGCCAACGCGGCUGUAGCCGAAAUCUGCAAAGUUGUUGACGAUGGCUAUGCUGUUGUACAUCUGGAGAUGUCCCAAAGCCACAAGGAGAACGAAUUUCUCCGGAGGAAAAUGAAAUUGAUGGAACUUCAGGUCGCCAGGUUUCGAGCAGAGAGAACAAAGUCUUCAGAGGGGUCCGUCCACAAUCGCUUUCAUGGAAUACGCCUCCUAAACAGACACAACCAUCGAGAAACUGCAACGACAGGACCUACUUGGCAAAGCAGAGCCAGACUUUCCAACAGGAGUUUUGGGAACAGCAGCAUUCAAAGAGACAGACAGCCCAUAGACGUGGACCAAGACGACGUCUCUCCAUCAAAGCAUAUGGAUGCUACAAGUGAUGAGCAGUCAGCAGAGACAGAGGAAGGGGAACCAGACCUGCUGAUCAUCAAGGUGGAGGGAGAAGCAGGUGACCAGGACUGUAGGUUCAGCCACCCAGCUAGAACAGUGGAGGGCAGCAGAGAACUAACCACCCAACCGGCUGCAGCCACCACAGAGGACCCCGCCUUCCAGUCCAGUGGCCCCAGAGGCAACAACAACCACUACAACAACACCGCUAUGGAGGCCAAAUCUACUGUGGAAGGGGAGAGAGACCUCCAGCCAUGGAAGAAAGAAGAGGGUCUGAGGGAGAUGCCAGGCACUGAUAGUGGCCACAGAAUGACAGACCCAAACACACCGACCUCUCUAGACACGGACCAAACAGAGCUCACUGAGCAGCUCAGAACCAAACACAGCAUAGUGACUGUCAAUAGAUCAGACACUGUUUUCAAGUCAGACCCGGAGCCUGAGAGCCUGAGCCAGGUGUUCCAACUCACAGGUCCAAGACCUGUUGCUAAACAGCAAUGUAGCCUGAACCCCGAGAGAACAACCGAUCUGCCUGUAAACUCCCAUAAGCGAAGAGGCAGUGAUAUAGCGAAUGAUCGGCCGUCUUGUUCUAGUUAUGCUGCCGAGACCGUCUCAGGAAGCCCCUCGCCUCUAACAAAGCUGAACCCUAUUCCCCCACUUUCUCAGAUGGUGAGGAGUGAACACGAGUAUUCCCAGGGCAGUUCAGAAGUCAUGUCGGAGGUCAUAGUUAUCGACCCCCUUCCUGUUGACGAUGGGGAUGGCACGCCCUCGUCGUGGACACAAGGUGACAUCAUGGAACACGGGCAUCAUCAAGGAGGACAUAGUGAAGCAGAUGCCAUGCUUCUCGGAGGACAUUCGAGUAACGCUUAUCAUCAUCAUCAUCCUCACCCAGGUGUCCAGCCAGCAGCGAGACAGAACUCAUCUGACAAUCACUUCUACACCAUCGGCUUGGACGGCGCAUUCAACAACCGCCUCGGCACCUUUCAGAACCCCGCAACCACCGCCACUCCAUACGCCACGGGAACCGAGGAGCUGCAGUACCCCACCUGGGUGGAUUUCCCUGGGAGCGCCCCCGACACCCACCUGGGCGACGUGACUGGGACUCAUCAGGACAGAGGGUCUAGGGAGGAGGGGGCGAGGUCCUACAGGUGCACCUUCUGUGAGAGGGAGUACCCUCACCUGUGCCAGCUCAAGAUGCACCAGAGGGUUCACACGGGGGAGAAACCGUACGAGUGCGCCCUGUGUGGGAAGCAGUUCAGCCAGCUGUGCAGCCUGAAGCGGCACCAGAGAGUACACACAGGGGAGAAACCUUUCAGAUGCGCUCAAUGCGGGAAACAGUUCUCUCAUUCCAGCAAUUUAAAAGUGCAUCAGAGCGUCCAUACGGGUGAGAAACUGUUCCACUGCACCCAGUGUGGGAAGAACUUCUCCUUUCUGAGCAAUCUGAUAAGACACCAGACAGUUCACGCACGGAAAUUAUAGGUUGUGUUGUGAUUUGGGAUUGUGUUUUCUGAAUUGAUUGUAAAUUGUAUGUGUAUGAUUGCUCUGGCUUAAAGGUUUUUAUCUGUUUAUUUCUC